Owenia fusiformis is the source of this 814-nucleotide messenger RNA. Lineage: Eukaryota; Metazoa; Annelida; Polychaeta; Sabellida; Oweniidae. The record is from the annotation of a GenBank genome assembly.
CCAGCCAUCAAGAAACUUUGAAACUUAAAAGAAAAAAUACAAGAUGGAUUCGGAAAAGAAAGCAUUGCCAAGCAUUUACAAUAUUUCACCCGAGCCAAUUGUUAUUCAGGAGACCAAGAAACCAGAUGGCAAAUCCAACAAGAAGUACAUAAUAGGCGCAGUUGUGGCUGUGAUGAUUCUACUCAUUACAGUGGGAGCAGUUCUAGGAGCUCUGAAACUCAGCAAUCAAUUUGCCAGGGACACUAUCAAGGAGUACAGGCUUGCAUCAAAUGCUGUUGUGAAGUUGGACAAAGAUAACGAAAUGACAGAAAUUGAUGAUCCAGAAGAAGGCUAUUCUGCGUACAAUGAUUUCACAAAGGGUCUGACUAUGAUGAAAGUUGUUGAUGGUGAUAGCUAUAAGUGCUACCUGAACCCCCUCAGUAGAGAUGCCCUUACCCCUGAAGCAAUGGACAGCUAUCUAGAACACCAUCCUGGUGGAGAGAAUUUUACAUCGCAUGACAGAGAUGGUGAUCUACCAAAAUACAUGCCAGCCAAAGAACCAAUCAGUGGUCGCAGGUUUCUAGGUCAAUAUUUACGAGAAGCUUGUGAGGAAUUCCCCAUAUAUUGGCUUAUUCCUGCUCCAGAACAAACAGAGGAGAGACAAAAUGAUGGUGAUGACGAUGCAUUUCGUAGCACUCGCGGUGUGGUUACAAGAGACAAGCGACAUAUAAUUAUUAUUAAUAUGUGCUGUUAUAUAUGCAACAUUUGCGUCUGGAAUCCACCACCACCACCACCACCACCGCCAAGCUGUCUACUUUGCCAUUUCCUCAGAUAA